This is a messenger RNA of Cotesia glomerata, 1230 nucleotides long. RefSeq names its product hemicentin-2-like. The coding region runs from base 52 to 936 and encodes 294 amino acids. Gene Ontology annotation, biological process: synapse organization. The record is from RefSeq and is a predicted model, not a curated record. Lineage: Eukaryota; Metazoa; Arthropoda; Insecta; Hymenoptera; Braconidae. The transcript is spliced from 5 exons. Gene Ontology annotation, cellular component: neuron projection membrane.
AUUACGAGAUGAUUCAAAUUAUUUAAUGAAUAAUAUAUAUUUAUUAAAAUCAUGAGGAUAGCUUUAAUUCUAGUGACUCUCGUGUUCGAGAUAAAUUUAUAUUUUACAGAAAGCAAAGCAAUGCAGCAGCAACAGCAGCAACAGCAACAACAGAAGAAGACAAAUGGUGAUAAUGCUCUUGUCUCGGCAAAUGAGAAUAAUAAACCCGCUGAACAAGUAGUUGGAGCUCAAGCACGUGAAAUAGUCGCACAGAAAGGUGGAACUGCAACAUUACCGUGUAAAUUUAGUGAACCUGGGGCGGGGAUUGUGACGUGGGUAAGAAGGAGAGAUAGACAAUUGCUGACUGUAGGAACGGCAACACAUUCUGUGGAUACCAGAUUUAUGAUUAGAGUAUCUAGCGCUGACUGGGCACUUGUUAUUCGUCAUGUAACACUCGAUGAUGCGGGUCUUUACGAGUGUCAGAUUGCAACGUAUCCAGUAGAGCAACACUUUGUACGUCUGGCGGUAACAGAAGCCUACUCGGUGAUCCCGGGCGGUCCGGAUCUCCAUGUUAAACAGGGCUCGAGUUUGAAACUAGAGUGCCAGCUGAUGGCAGCCACCGAGCCACCCAAUUUCGUAUUUUGGUAUCUGCAAGGCCGAAUGAUUAAUUACGAUGCGGAUCCUUUGGUUAAAGUUGAGCUAACUAAAAAUGGAUCUAUUCUCAAGGUUGAUAAAAUAAAAACGACUCACGGUGGAAAUUAUACCUGUUUACCCAGCAAUGCUGAAGCAUCUUCCGUAAAUAUUCACGUUAUAGAAGAAGAAGAAAAACCAGCUGCCAUGCACGGUGGUGACAGACGGAACCCAAGCCCAGUGAUACUUGCAAGUAACUUUCUGGCUUGGUUGUUGGCCGCCGUCAGCUGGAGGAUACCAACAUUCUCCAGUCUCUAUCCAACGUGAACUUACACGCCACUAGUUACUUUUCUAUUAUCAUUAUUAUUUUUAUUAUUAUUAUUAUUAUUACAACCAUUAUACGAUAAACUGUAAAUUUAUGUGCAUGCGUGCCGAGUGUUAUUGUUAUUUCUUACAAUUACCGGGUUAUUUUUAAUUCAGUCACACCUUGAUUUAUUUUUAUUAUUUAUAAGUUGUUGACUUAGCCGUGCGCUAAUUGCUUAUAAAUUUAAUCACUUUAAAUAUGUGAGAGUGUUAACUAUACCGAAAAUAAAAAAAAAAAAAAAAAAAAAAAAAAAAAAA